AUGGAUAAAGAGCAUCCAGAACACUCAAUCAAUUACAGCACAAGCCCUCGUGCGACGUGCAAAGGCCCAGCGCCUUGCACAGGCUCACCGAUUGAACCUGGCACACUGAGAUACGGAACUGUUGUCCAAGGACAGUUUGGUGGACAGACUGUGGAAUGGCGUCACUGGGGCUGUGUCACCCCUGACAUUUUUAACAAGUUGUCGACCGUCAGGCCUGCUCAGAUUCUUGGUUUCAGUAAACUCAAAGCCGAGGACCAGACAAAAGUCCUCCGCGCCAUAGCCAACAAGCGCGUCGACCCGUCUGACGUGCCCAAAUCCGCCAAGCCUCCUAUCAUCAUAGGCGGCCCCAAGCCCACCAAGACCCAAAAGCGUAAGCGUGCGGCUCUCCCGGCCUCGCAACCUCUGGCUAGCUCCUCCAAGAGUUCCUCUCAUGUGCGCCAGCCUGCUGGUCCUCCGCGUACUUCGGGGAACACCAGCGAGGACGAAUAUGAUCGAUACUUCAACGAUACGUCUCUCUUCGAGGCUGAGGCACUCGAUGAGCUGUAUGUUGUGCUGAAGACGAGCAUUGUUGGCGUUCAGUACUACAACGGAAUGGUCGGUGCCGGGGAACAGGUGACCAUCGUCCGAGAGCCGCAUAAUAAAUACGAUAGGAACGCGUUUAAGAUAACGAACAUCAGCGGACAGCAAGUCGGCCACCUACCUAAGAACGUGGCCUCAAAACUCGCACCACUCUGGGACCGGCGGACCAUAACACUAGAAGGCGUGAUGAUCGAAGGGAAAAUGGGACACGUGAAGCAAUACACUCUGUCCAUAUCAAUCAAGAUCUACGGCCCCGCCGAUAAACGCGACCAGCUCGAGCCCCAGCUCGUCUGGGCCACGCCCCAACAACGCGGCUUCCCCGAGCGCGGUGCCCGCGCCCCGGGCGCCAGCCAGAUGCCUUCCUCCUCCCAGUCCUCCUCGGCGCACAGCCUCGCAUACACCUACGUGGCUCCGGCGCCGCACAGCGCCUCGCAGCAGCGCAAUCUCACGCCCGCGCAGCGCCUCGAGCUCGAGAAGCAGCAGGCGCAGCGGGAUGCUGCGUACAAGAAGCACCAGGAAGAACUCGCGAAGCGGCAGGAGGCGCUCGCGCGCGCGGCGGAGCUCACGCGGGUGCUCAGCUCGCUCGAGAAGGUGGACGAUAGCGGGCGGAGGCAGGGUAUGCUUGAUACGCUGUGCUCGACGGAGGACGUGUUGACUUUGCCGGUGCAUCCUGAUCCGCCGGGGAGGGCGAAGGGGAAUUUGAUGGUGGAUUUGCUGAGGCAUCAGAGUCAAGCGCUGCAGUGGUGCAUCAACCGCGAGAACCCUGUGCUCCCGAAGCAAGAGACGGAUCCGCCGGUGCAGUUCUGGAAGUACACUAGAGCUAGGGAUAGGGCUUACUAUUACAAUGUGGCUACAAAGACUCCGCAGGCGCUGGACAGUCCGCCUCAGCUUGGGCGAGGCGCGCUUGUCGCUGACAGUAUGGGCCUGGGCAAGACCCUCACCAUGCUCGCCCUCAUCCUUGCAACGCAGAAUGACACGACAGAGGACUACUCCACCGCGACCCUUAUCGUCGUCCCCCUCUCGGUCAUGUCCAACUGGGAAAAGCAGAUCUCGGAGCACUGCACACGCGGCACGAUCAAGUCGUGCACGUACUACGGCAGCACGCGGAGCAUGUCGCCCGCGCAGCUGCGCGCGCACGAUGUUGUGAUUACGACGUACCAGACUGUCGUCGCUGAUGCGGACCUUGAUGCGCCUCGUGCUGAUGGUGCGGUGAUCGAUGUGGACGCCGAUAGCGACGACACUGGGGACGGGCCGAGGAAGAGGAGGAAGAGGGGGGCGAAGGGGCUGUUCAAUGUUAAGUGGAAGAGAAUCAUUCUCGAUGAGGGACAUAGCAUCCGGAACCCGAAGACGAAGAUGGCAAAGGCGGUGUGCAAGCUCGAUGCGCAGCGCCGGUGGAUACUGACUGGAACGCCUAUCAUUAACUCGCCAAGGGACCUCGGCUCGAUGCUCACCUUCCUCCGGAUCUGUCGCCCGCUGGACAACGAGGAAUACUUCAAGCGGCUCCUGCUCCGCCCGUUGAAGGAGGGCGACCCGACCGGUGCUGAAUUGCUCCGGGCGCUGAUGGCCCACAUCUGCAUUCGCCGGACGAAGGAGAUGCAGGACAGCGAGGGGAAUCCGCUUGUGCCUUUGCCGCCGGUGGAGAUGACGCUCAUUCCGGUUACACUGACUGGCGAAGCAAGGGAGCUAUACGAUGCCGUCGCGAAGGUCACAACAGAAUGCGCCAAACGCAUCAUGAGCUCGCGCGGGACCUCCACCGCCGUCGUGUCCUCCAACUUCCUGAGCAUGCUCACCCGCCUGCGCCAGCUCGCGCUGCACCCGGGCCUCGUGCCCGCAAACUACCUCGAGCAGCUCCGCAGCGCCGAAGAGGAGGCGCAGCACCCGCACGCGCAGGCACCGCUCACGCCCGAGGAGCGCGUGCGUCUCCAGGGCCUGCUCGCGAAGGCGAUCGAGGAGUGUGAGGAGUGCUCGAUCUGCCUAUCGGAAAUGGCGAGUCCGCGGAUUACGGCGUGUGCGCAUAGGUUCUGUUUGGCCUGCAUCACGGAGAUGUUGUCGAGAGAAAACAAGUUUUGUCCCAUGGACCGUCGGCCGCUCGGCUGGGGCGACAUCGUUGAGCCUGCGCAGCCUGGCGAGCUGGAUGGGGUGCCGUCUUUGAUGAUGGAAAGCGCACAGGACGGCGGGGAUGGCCUUAGGACAGGCUCGUCUGCGAAGAUAGACCAGCUUGUGAAUCUGCUCAAGCUCACGCCGCCUGGCGAGAAGUCGCUCGUGUUCUCGCAGUUUACGUCGUUCCUCGACAGGAUCGCAGAGUCGUUCGAGGCGAACGGCAUCUCCUACGUGCGCUUCGACGGGCAGCUGAACGCGCGCAAGCGCCAGGAGGUCCUCGAGCGCUUCAGCAUCCCGCUCGAUGAGAGCGAGACGACGGUGCCGGCUAGUAUGCCGGCCUACCAUGAAGACCUGUCGUCCCAGCUUCAGGCAGCGACGGCGAUGCCCCCGCCGUCCUCGUUCCCGCUCGGGCCGCCCUCGUCGCAGAUAUCGACGUUGGAAUCGCAGAGCCAAGAAGAACCGGCGCCGAGCGUGAGCCAGAGCGGGCGAUUGCGUCGGAAGGCGUCGAGGGUGAUCAAUGUGGAGACUUUGAUUGGUGGGGACGACGAUGACGACGACGACGAUUUCAUCGAUGGGGAUGGGGUGGACCCGGAUGACUCGGAUGAGGAGUUCGCGGUGGAGCUGUCUGCGAUGGCCAAGGGCACAGUCGGUUUGAAGGGUAAGGGCAAGGGCAAGGGUAAAAGCGGGGGCAAGGGCAAGGGCAGGAGUAGCACCAUGGCGAGCAUCACCAGCGCUCGAGGCGGUGGCAGCGGUAGAGGAAAGGGCAAGGGCAAGUCGCGCGCGGACUCGUUCGUGGUGGAUGACGAUGUGGAUGACGACGACGACCUCGGCAUGUUUCCCCCGCUUAUGGCUACGCCGAAGCCGACGUUCGACGGCGCGGCGUUCAGAGGGGAGAAUCCGAGGGUGAUGUUGAUCUCGCUCAAGGCGGGCGCGUUGGGGUUGAAUCUGACGGUCGCGAAUAAUGUGUAUUUGAUGGACCCGUGGUGGCAGGAGGGCAUCGAGAGUCAGGCCAUCGAUAGAUGCAACCGUAUCGGGCAGAAGAAGAACGUGCACGUGUACCAGCUGAUUGCGGAGGACACAGUCGAGUCAAAGGUGAUCGAGAUCCAGGACAGGAAGAAGGAGCUGAUUAGCAAGGCGUUCUCUGGGAUGAAGAGGCAAGAGACGCAGCGCGAGAAGAAGGAAGCGCGGAUGCAUGAACUCAUUGAGCUCUUGAGCAACCGUCGUGAGAUGGCGGCGAGCCAAGCAGCGUGA
Coniophora puteana RWD-64-598 SS2 is the source of this 3930-nucleotide messenger RNA. RefSeq lists its product as uncharacterized. NCBI's taxonomy places the organism in Eukaryota, Fungi, Basidiomycota, Agaricomycetes, Boletales, Coniophoraceae. Gene Ontology annotation, molecular function: hydrolase activity, acting on acid anhydrides, in phosphorus-containing anhydrides; ATP binding; zinc ion binding. The record is from RefSeq and is a predicted model, not a curated record. The coding region runs from base 1 to 3930 and encodes 1309 amino acids. The transcript has 26 exons.